Molecule: messenger RNA, 3163 nt
Organism: Mollisia scopiformis
Lineage: Eukaryota; Fungi; Ascomycota; Leotiomycetes; Helotiales; Mollisiaceae
Exons: 2
Coding region: 177-2897 (906 amino acids)
Biological process (GO): phospholipid transport
Cellular component (GO): endoplasmic reticulum; ERMES complex
Molecular function (GO): lipid binding
Source: RefSeq, a predicted model, not a curated record
CGAGAAGCGGGCGGGCGGGCGGCCGCAUGCUUGCAAUGAUCAUCAAUCUCGAACUACAGCCUCAAAGGUUGAAGCUUCCUUCGUCGCUCCAGCUGGCCUUAUCAUCCAUCACCUUUCUUGCGCUCUUGUGCGGAUAACUGCACCGCCGUGCUCCUCCUCGGUGCUCCAAUGUUACGAUGGGGGCAUUGCUAGCUUUCCUCUUCAUCUACGUCCUGGGUGGCUUGACGUUCAUUCCACUGCUCAUUGCUGCCAUUCUUGUGCAUGCUUACCUCACCUUUCCAAUCCUCAACAACACGACCGACCGAGACGACAGAGCCGAGUCGAUUGUACAACCUGGAGACGAUGUCGAUGCUAUCAAGCGUGCACAGCAGACGCUGGGGGAGAAACAUCAGCCACGAGAUGGCCACGAGUCCGAGGUGUUCGCGGGUUGGUUCGCGGUGAGCAGAGAAUACACAGAGAGGGGCUUGAACGGCAAACCACCCGAGAGAGUCACACCCCUAGGCUCUACGACCGUCUCUGCGCCGAGCCCCAGUGUGUACCAGAGCAUGUAUAGAAGCAUCUUCGAGAGAAAACCAUCCAAUAGCCCAAUCGAGAACAAAGGGAAUGGCAAGCCACCAAAGAGAGGUAACAAUGUCUUCUAUGUCGUUCUGAGACAUGGGCACCUUAUGCUCUUUGACGAUGACGAGCAGAUCGAAGUCCGGCAUGUGGUUAGCUUGGCCCAUCACAAGGUCGCAAUAUAUUCGGGCGGAGACGAGACACCAGAGGGAGAGCUUUUCAUCAAGCGGAAUUCGCUUUGCCUGUCGAGAAGGACGGAUGCGGGAGAAAUGGCUCCAGACGGAAAGGCAUCGAAGCCGUUCUUCCUCUUCUCCGAGAACUGCUCAGAGAAAGAAGAUUUCUAUUUUGCCCUGUUACGAAACCAGGAAAGAAAGGCGGAAGCGGCAUACAAUCCUCCAAUCCCACUACACUACGACGUGAAGGACAUUAUAACCUUGGUCCAAAAGCUACACUCGUCCGAGGAGCAUCUGCAAACGAGGUGGAUGAAUGCAGUCAUAGGCAGAAUAUUCUUGGCACUUUACAAGACAUCCGAGGUCGAGAAUUUGAUCAGAGCAAAGAUCACCAAGAAGAUCUCGAGAGUCAAAGUGCCUUCUUUCCUCUCCAAGAUCUCAUUGAGGAAUGUAGACAUGGGAGAAGCCGCUCCAGUCAUCACCAAUCCUCGUCUGAAGGACUUGACAGUGGACGGGGAGCUAGUUGUGGAAGCCGAUAUUCGAUACUCUGGAAACUUCCGACUCGAAGUUGCAACCACAGCCCGUAUAGAGCUCGGCUCACGUUUCAAGGCGAGAGAAGUUAAUCUUCUUUUGGCCGUUGUUGUGAAGAGGGUCGAAGGUCAUGUCAUGAUUCGCAUCAAGCCACCACCUUCGAAUCGGAUCUGGUUCACCUUUUCGAGUAUGCCAAAGAUUGACAUGACCAUAGAACCAAUCAUCAGUGCUCGACAGAUCACUUAUACUCUGAUCUUACGGCAGAUCGAGAAUCGCAUCAAGGAGGUUGUGGCGGAAAGUCUCGUGGUCCCAAAUUGGGAUGAUGCUCCUUUCUACAAUACGGAGCAUAAGACAUGGAGAGGGGGCACUUGGGCAGAUCAGGGUACCAUGCCAGUGCCUUUGGAACCCGAAAAUGUGGUAGCGCAGGGUGGCGGCGUCGAUGAAGUAGAGCAUCUCGAAGCAGAGAACGAAGAGGCAACCAUGGGUCUACCCCCGGUUGAGAGGAGUAUUACCGCACCCCUGAUCGAUGCAACUCCUCCACCCAGGACGGCUUAUGCUCGCAAAGUCGCUAAAUCCUCGAUCAAUCUGAUCGGCUCCCCAGGGUCAUCUACACCUAUUGUCAGCACUGAUAUCACCAAUGCGGAUGCCUUCAAAAGCUCUACACCGCCCGAGCACAGUCAUGCAAUGGCCGCCAUCUCAGCGCUGUCCCAGACUGCUUCCCCUACCUCAACUCCUGUCGGCUCGCCCUCUGUACCUUCGAGAAUGGAUAAACCAGGCAGCCAAUCCUCGAUAUCGUCGAGAGAGUCGGCGACGUCGGAAACAGAAAAGGAUACCCAGGAGGAAUUGCCUCCCCAACCGUCACUCAAUCAUUCUCUCGGACGUGACCCCAGGCGAGAGAACUCAUCAUCGUCAUCUGGGAAGUCGGUUGCUUCCGAAAACAAGCGCUUGUCUUUGGCCGCCGUCAGCAAUGCAGCUGCAACCGCCAAAAAAUGGGGUUGGAAUGCACUCCAACGGCAUGGCGAACGAAAAUCCGGUGGAACGACCGAAGAAGAAGAAGUCCCAUCACGGCCUCUUGUGAUGGGACGUGGGCAACCACUUCCCCCUCCCGGUGUGCCGCUCCCGCGGCCUUCCAAGGCAACCAAAACCGCUCCUAUCGCUGUUCCCAAGCGAAAGCCAAUACCUCCCCCUCCCCCCUCCUUUCCAUUCAAGCCCCCGGGUCCGAGUGAGGCCCCCGAUUCAACAGCUCCGUCUUCUCAGCCAGUUCCACCACCCCUGCCCAAGCGCCGAAGCCGAGAAGCCGAGAAAGUGUUGGAGGAUGCUCAAGAUGACGGUCUCCUCGUCGUGGCAGCACCUUCCGGCGACUGGGAACCUCGUACGCCGAUGAGUGAACACACACCCAGCUACCUCCCACCGUGGGUGGAUGACGGUGACGAGAACGCCGAGGAUUUUGAUCCUACCACAAGUCAGACGACGACCGCUUCCGAGCCCGAACCAGAGCCCGAACCAGAGCCAGAGCCAGAACCAGAACCACCGAAAGUCCCUCCUCGUCUCCCCAAAAGACGACCACCUCACCGGGUCAUGGUCAUGUCUACCAGUCCUGAGGAAGACAGCCACCAGUUACCUUCAGUAAGCAACGUCUGAUGAGAAAUGCCCUCGUCGCCUGCCUGCCCUCGCUUUGUCAAUGCAACAACCGAGCAACAGCUAACGAGGAUUACUCACUAGUGGAUGGCUGCUCAAGAGGAGGAAGCACGAGCGAAGAGCGCUUUCGUCGACGAAGAUGGCGGGACAUGAUUUUAUUGAAGAGCGAGCGAGAGAGAGCAGGCGUCGGCUGCCUCCAAGCUUCUUAUUACGGAUGGUGUCUGUCACGGCGUCGAGUGACCCCAGCACUCCUCGAAAAAUCGAGAAUU